ACCCCACCAUAUAUAAAUAUAGCUCACAUUCCUUGGCUCUCUAUAUAGAUACUUAUGGAAGGAAGCCAUCAAGAGAUGCAGCUCUUCUCCUGCGCCGCCGCGGCCGCAUCUCCUCUGUCAAAGCCGGGCGAUCACGAUCCGCCGCUGGACCUCCAGCUGUCCAUAAGCCUGAGCACGCCGGCGAUGAGGAAGAUGAGGGCCCCACCGAGCUGCGUGGAGGCUCUCCGGUGGCAGGCGGCGGAGCAGAUUCGGCUGGCGACGACGGAGAAGGCGUACGCGGAGCGCGUGAGGGAGCUGACGCGGAGGGAGAUGGAGAUGGCGCAGUCGGAGUUCGCACGCGCGCGCGCCAUGUGGGAGAGGGCGCGCGAGGAGCUGCAGAGAGCCGAGAGGAUCAAGGAGAGGCUGGAUUCCAUCUCCGCCACGUGUCACUCCUGCGGGACCCAACAACGACACAGCAUUAUGGAGGUAGCCCUUUGUCUGCCCUCGAUGAUCAUUGUAAUGCAAGUAGACAAGUUAGUCAUAGAAUGUGAGCCAAGUUUCAAAAGUAUAUCUAUGAGUCAUGUGGGACAAUAUUUGAGAUUGUAAAUAAUCUUAUUCAUCAACAGGCAAAAUAUAGUUCAUUGUCUUAA
Salvia hispanica is the source of this 629-nucleotide messenger RNA. The record is from RefSeq and is a predicted model, not a curated record. Lineage: Eukaryota; Viridiplantae; Streptophyta; Magnoliopsida; Lamiales; Lamiaceae.